Molecule: messenger RNA, 2166 nt
Organism: Aedes albopictus (Asian tiger mosquito)
Lineage: Eukaryota; Metazoa; Arthropoda; Insecta; Diptera; Culicidae
Product: bleomycin hydrolase
Exons: 6
Coding region: 354-1721 (455 amino acids)
Biological process (GO): proteolysis; L-homocysteine catabolic process; response to toxic substance
Cellular component (GO): cytoplasm
Molecular function (GO): cysteine-type aminopeptidase activity
Source: RefSeq, a predicted model, not a curated record
CUCAUGCGGCGACGACUUCGGUCGGCUUCGUCGGCAGACAGAACAAACCGUCAUCAACCGCAGUCAACAGCAGCCAGACAGCUCUCGAGUGCAGUAGUUUUUUGCUCCGUCACAGUCACAGCCAUCAGCCGAACCAAAAACGGCUGUCGUCCAUAGUUUCGAGAUUUAAAUUUUCGGAUUAUUGUAUCCUCGUCGUCAGCGCGUUUCUGGAUCUAAAAUCGGCCUUAUCGGAUUCCGGUGUACACGGGCGCGGAACGAGUUGAAAAGAUCGCUUUUUCGUGUGGAUUACAGUGUCGACGGAAUACUGCUAGUGUUUAGCAAGUGCAGCGAAAUCCCCCCAGGAGCAAUCAAUAAUGUUUCCAACGCCGUUAUCGGAGGAUUUCUUCCAAAAAUGUCGGACCGAUUUCUACGAGUGCCCGAAGAACGUGCUGGCGCAAAACGUUUGCACCCGGAUAGAUCCUUUUGAAGCUUGCAUGUCGCGAAAGGCCUUGGAAAACACCCAGCAUGUAUUCACAUACAAGAUUGAAAACGAGGGCAAACCGCUAACGAAUCAGAAGAGUUCCGGCCGGUGCUGGCUGUUUGCAGCGCUGAACUGCAUCCGGAUUCCCUUCAUCAAGCAGUACAAUCUGGACGAGUUCGAGUUCUCUCAGGCGUACCUGUUCUACUGGGACAAGAUCGAACGGGCCAACUACUUCCUGAACAACGUCGUAGACACUGCCCGGCGAGGGGAGAAGGUCGACGGACGACUGGUGGCAUUCCUGCUUUCGGAUCCGACGUGCGACGGCGGCCAGUGGGACAUGCUGGUCAAUCUUAUCAACAAGCAUGGGUUGAUGCCGAAAAAAUGCUUCCCGGAGAGCUACAGCUGCGAGGCGAGCACGCGAAUGAAUUCCGUUAUCAAGAGUAAGCUCCGGGAGUACGCCAAAGUAUUACGUUCGCUGAUCGCCCAUGGAGCCAGCGACGAAGACGUCCAAGGCAAGAUCCAGGAGCAAAUGAAUGAGGUGUACAACGUGGUCGGCAUCUGUCUCGGCAUUCCGCCGGAGAAGUUCACCUGGGAGUAUUACGACAAGAGCAAGAAAUACCUAAGCAUCGGGCCAAUCAAACCGACGGACUUCUACGAGAAGUACAUCAAACCGUACUUCAACGUGGACGACAAGGUGUGCCUGGUGACGGAUCCCCGCUCGUCGAAUCCCUACGGGCGAUCCUACACGGUGGAUUGUUUGGGAAAUGUGGUCGGUGGACGACCGGUAUUGUACAACAAUCAACCGGUGGAGACGCUGCUGGAUUUGGUCACCAAGGCGUUGAAAUUGGGCGAACCGGUUUGGUUCGGAUGCGAGGUCAGCAAACGUUUUGCUGGCAAACAGGGCAUCGAAGAUCUGGAUAUACAUGACUUCAAGCUCGUUUUUGGAGUGGAUAUCCAAACUACUAUGGAUAAGGCUGAUCGUCUAAUGUAUGGCGAAUCAAUGAUGACCCACGCGAUGGUAUUUACUGGUGUGUCAGUUGACCCCAAUUCGCAAAGACCAACCAAGUUCCGUGUGGAGAAUUCCUGGGGUGAGGACCGUGGUGAAAAGGGAUACCUCAUUAUGACGGCCGAAUGGUUCAAGGAAUUUGUUUUCGAGGUGGUGGUCGAUCGUAGCAUAGUUCCCCAGGACGUUCUGGACGUGUUCGAUCUGACGCCAACGGUUCUGCCUGCCUGGGAUCCGAUGGGUACCUUGGCCAAGUAAACUGCCAUGGCCAUGGUUUAUUGCUUGCUUGCAUCACACGGCGGCGCUUAUUUAAACCUUUUUCAAUUGCAUGAAAGAAACAAAAAAGAUCUAAGAUAUUCGAAAGCAUACACAAACAUAUUGAUAACUGCUAUGAGCAGUAGGACUUCAAGCUUCUUUAAAAAGAAAUAAGAGCUGUAGGAAACAAAACGAAGAUAGAAACUCAUAGCUUUUCGCGGGUUGCUCUAAACAAACAUGUUGAAGAGCAAACCCGCCGAAAGCUUGAAGGGAAGCCAUUCUUGUAUUUGACAAGAAGUAAUUUAAUCUAGCUAAUAUGUAAACUGUAUUUAAAUGAAUAAAAUAUUAAUCGCUAUGUAACAGAUAUAAAGAAAACAGAUAGGAAUACGGAAGACAUAACUUUUUUAAAAAGAGAAAAAAUACAUUGUACGAGACGAAUAUUGUAAAA